Python bivittatus (Burmese python) is the source of this 1590-nucleotide messenger RNA. The record is from RefSeq and is a predicted model, not a curated record. Lineage: Eukaryota; Metazoa; Chordata; Lepidosauria; Squamata; Pythonidae.
CACCAAAGGGAAUUCUUCAUCUGUCUCCUGAUGUUUAUCAAGAAAUGGAAGCCAGCUGCAACAAAGCAUCCCCCAGUACCUCCAUAAACCAUUUGACAUCCAAGGAAAUGAACCGGACAUCUAGUUGUUUCUUCAAUAUAUCCCCUGCCACUAAUAAUACAGCUACAGUUGCCAGGGAACUCCUUAUGAAUGGAACAUCCCCAAGUGGUGAAGCUAUAGGUCAACAACGAGUGUCAUUCACAUCCCAUUGUUGUACAGUGCAGCCUUCAAAGCAACUGGAAUAUCUGGCUAAGAUUCAAGGCUUUCAGAUACAUUACAGUGAUAGACAGAAUGGCAAAGAAUGCAUUACCUACUUGACUCUGUCUCCUGUACAGAUGACUUUUUAUGGAACUGGAAACUCCACUGAAGCUAGCCAUGAUCAGGCAGCUUUAAGUGCCUUGAAACAGUUUUCAGAGCAUGGACUUGAUCCGCUGGAAGGAACUAUGAAAGAUGGAAACAGUGCAUUUGAAAAAAAAGUCAAGCAUCUGGGAGAAAACACAGACAAUAAGCAGACAAACUCAGGCAUGAUUGCUCAGGGCUGCAAGGAUUCAAAGGCCAUCAUCUAGGAACUUCCCAGCACCCGUGACAGCCACUGCAUCCUUAUAAACCUGUCAUCAGGCAAUCUGAAGUAUAUGUAGAAAGGAAUGAAAUCAAUUACUAAUGCCAUUAUUUGAGUCUUAUGUGAAGACAACACUAUUCUAACAUGAGAUAUAAUAUUCAUGGUACUGUUUAUGAGCAAGAGGAAAAGAAAGAAGAUACUGACAUUUUUUCCUAUCCAUACUGAAAAAAAAUAAAAAUUAAUUAUUCAGACUGUUCCAGAGGUAGUGAAAAUCAAAUUUAAUAAGUGGAGUUUUAAACAGCAGGUAAUUAACUAGACUUGAUCCUGAAGGCUGGAGGAAGUUAAGUUUAUACUUGAAUAAUACUCCAGAGAAAAUUAGAAGCCAACAUUGAAUUAAGUUUACUUUUCUGUAAUGUAGAACAAAUUCAGCUUUUUUGGUUUAAAAAAAAGUUAAUAUUUUCAAAUUAACCAAGGGUAGUGCUGUGAUUAUUGUAGCUGUUUUCAUAUAGCUUCUGUUUUUAUGCCAGCAUUUAUGCAUUCUUCCUACUCUUACAUUAUGGUUGUAAAAUGCACUUUUCCAAGUUGUUGCAAACUGAAAUUUAGAUCAUGAAUAUUUGCUUAGAUAUUAUUGACUAGUCCUAACAUAUUUCAGGAGAAAACUGUGAUGCUUUUUUAUUUCCUUUUCUGUUUAUUGACUGAUGAAAUACUUUCUCUCCUUAAUUCUGCUCUCCAUUGUGUGAAAUACAUUUAUACUUUGUUCUGUGUUUUGUGUUGCCCCCCCCCCGCCCUUUGCAUCAAUUGAGUGUUUUUAAUCACUGCAUUCUGAUCAAGAGUGGAAGUGGAUGGAAAUACAAUCCAUGAAGUUGUUUAAAACAUUCUGGAAUGGAGCUAUACAGUAUUAAAUGCCAGCAUUGGUAGAAGGGGAAUGUGUCCUUAUAUUCUGUACCAGCAUAUAUGAAUUAAGUAUACAGCCAAUGCAGUAAAACCAUCUC